Arabidopsis lyrata subsp. lyrata is the source of this 922-nucleotide messenger RNA. Its product is annotated as OTU domain-containing protein At3g57810. NCBI's taxonomy places the organism in Eukaryota, Viridiplantae, Streptophyta, Magnoliopsida, Brassicales, Brassicaceae. The transcript has 8 exons. Gene Ontology annotation, cellular component: cytosol; nucleus. Gene Ontology annotation, biological process: endoplasmic reticulum unfolded protein response; protein deubiquitination. The record is from RefSeq and is a predicted model, not a curated record. Gene Ontology annotation, molecular function: cysteine-type deubiquitinase activity. Bases 74 to 775 code for a protein of 233 amino acids.
CGAACUUCAUGGCUACACCUUGGUUUCUUCAAGAGUCAAUUCGAACUCCCUUAUCUCCCGUGAAAGAGAUUCCAUGGAGCUCAAAUCUUCUUCCAACAAUAACAUUCUUGAGCAACUGAGAAAUGGGUUCGCUCGAUUCGAGCUUGUUUCUUCCCCUACUGCUUCUAUUUCAGAUUCAAUCUCCUCCAUUUCACUCCCAGCUUCAUUCAUGAGCGCAACGAAGGGAAAUAGCUAUGUGUUCUUCGCCAGAAUCGGUUCCUCGAUGAAUCGAUCUCCUGCAGCGAAAAAGGUUGAGCAGUAUGCUGUGGAUAGAGUUAAAGGAGAUGGGAGAUGUCUGUUUCGAGCAUUGGUGAAAGGAAUGGCCUUUAACAAAGGUGUUACUCUUAACCCCCAACGAGAGAGAGAUGAUGCAGAUGAGUUACGAAUGGCUGUGAAAGAGGUUAUAUGCAAUGAUCCCAAGGAAAAGGAGAAGUACAAAGAAGCUUUAGUGGCUAUUACUGUGGAUGAGUCUCUUAAACGCUAUUGUCAGCGGAUUGGAAGACACGAUUUCUGGGGAGGAGAGUCCGAGCUACUAGUUCUUUCUAAGCUAUGUAAACAGCCUAUCAUUGUCUACAUACCCGAGCACGAGCACGGUAGAGGAGGGUAUGGAUCGGGUUUUAUACCGAUUCAAGAGUAUGGAGGUGAGUUUCGAGGAGGCUGGGGAAAAGGGAAGACAAACAAGAAUGUUGUUAGGCUUCUUUACAGUGGUAAAAACCACUAUGAUUUGCUUCGUUGACCAAAUUUUUAUGCCUCACUCAUUGCCAUUGACUUUAUUGAUAUGAUCAGAGAAAUUGGAAUUUUGUACCCAUAAGUUAAGUGUAUGUGUAUCACGACUUUGAUGGAGCUUUCCGAAAGUUGCUAAAGUUCUUCUCAAUGACCUUAA